AUGGUGGUGGCAGGACCCUGGGCGGCCCUGUCCCUGCAGCCGUGCGACAGCAACCCGGCCACCCCUAGGGCACAGUCCCUGAAGGAUGACAAUGAAGACAAUUCAAAUGACAGGACCCAGCCAUGGAAAAGGAGGUGGAUGCGCUCUGGAGACAGCUCCUGGAGCUUCGAGACCUCCAGCCAGGACCUCGGCUUUAGCUACUACCCAGCAGAAAACUUGAUCGAGUACAAAUGGCCGCCCGAUGAGACGGGGGAGUACUGCAUGCUUCAGGAGCAGGUCAGCGAGUACCUGGGGGUGACCUCCUUCAAACGGAAGUACCCAGAGUGACGAGAUUUGUCUCAUAAGGAGAAACUCUACCUGCGAGAGCUGAACGUCAUCACGGAGACGCAGUGCACCCUAGGUUUAACAGCAUUACGCAGUGAUGAAGUGAUUGAUUUAAUGAUUAAAGAAUAUCCAGCAAAAUAUGCUGAGUAUUCAGUUAUUCUGCAAGAGAAAGAACGCCAGCGCAUCAUGGACCACUACAAAGAGUACUCGCAAAUGCAGCAGCAGAAUAGGCAGAAAGUGAAAGCCAGCAAAGUGCCCGAGUUUAUCAGGAAAGCUGCCAAGGAAGCAGCGGAGUUCAACAGCAGCCUGAACCAGAAGCUCAUGGAAGAGAGGAGGGCAUACUUCGACUUACAGACACACGUCAUCCAGGUGUCUCAAGGGAAGUACAAGGUGUUACCAACAGAGUGGACCAAGGUCAGCUCCUACCCCGUGGCCCUCAUCCCUGGACAGUUUCAGGAAUAUUACAAAAGGUACUCGCCGGAUGAACUGCGCUACUUGCUAUUGAACACGGCUCUUUAUGAGCUGCCACUGGAUCCCGAGAUGACUGCGCUCGACAGCGAGGGCGACUUGGACGAUGCCGAGGACAGGCGUGGGGACGAGAAGAGGAGGAACAAGGGCACUUCUCCAAAGGUCAUUCCCAAUGCUCUAUGUGGAGUUUGCCUGAAGGGUAAGGAGUCCAACAAGAAAGGGAAGGCUGAACCUCUUAUACACUGCUCCCAGUGUGAGAACAGCGGCCAUCCUUCUUGCCUGGAUAUGACCAUGGAGCUUGUUUCUAUGAUUAAGACCUACCCAUGGCAGUGCAUGGAAUAUAAAACUUGCAUUGUGUGUGCACAGCCCCACCAUGAAGAGGAAAUGAUGUUCUGUGAUGUGUGUGACAGAGGCUACCACACGUUCUGUGUGGGCCUCAGUGCUUUCCCAUCAGGUCGCUGGAUUUGUGACUGUUGUCAGCCCUCCCCAACACCCAGGAAAGUGGGCAGAAGGGGGAAAAACAGCAAAGAGGGAUAAAAUAGUUUCUUGACCCCAAUACUGUAAUAUGCAUUUAAGUGAAUUAUUUGGUGCCAACUUAUUUCCAAUUCUUAUUUUUAU
Messenger RNA from Myotis myotis, 1410 nucleotides. RefSeq names its product PHD finger protein 10-like. The record is from RefSeq and is a predicted model, not a curated record. Gene Ontology annotation, cellular component: npBAF complex. Lineage: Eukaryota; Metazoa; Chordata; Mammalia; Chiroptera; Vespertilionidae.